Messenger RNA from Cornus florida, 1470 nucleotides. Its product is annotated as probable protein phosphatase 2C 73. Bases 283 to 1395 code for a protein of 370 amino acids. Lineage: Eukaryota; Viridiplantae; Streptophyta; Magnoliopsida; Cornales; Cornaceae. The record is from RefSeq and is a predicted model, not a curated record. Gene Ontology annotation, biological process: protein dephosphorylation. Gene Ontology annotation, molecular function: protein serine/threonine phosphatase activity. The transcript is spliced from 6 exons.
CAAACGAGAAAUACACGUACACUGUGUGUGACUGUGUGUCUUUGCGUACAGAAAAGCCACUUUCUUUGUUUUCUUCUCCUUCACAUAAAAAGAUCCAAAACGAGCCAAACAAUGGACUACGAUCGGUCUCUCCCUUCGAUGCCUCGAGACCUUAGCUCCAACUGUCGGAAUUUCGUCAGUUUCCGGCCCGGAGCGUUGAACUUCCGGCGUGUCUGUCAGUUUCCGGCAUAGUUAUUCCUCUGAUUACCCACCGAAUUUGCAUGAAAAACAAGGAGGCGUGAUAUGGGGCAUUUAUCAUCCAUGUUCAAUGGACUGGCAAGGACAUUGUCAAUCAAGAAAGGGAGGAAUUCUGGGAAUUAUGAGGGGAAAGAAGCUGCAGAAGUGAUGGCGAAGGAAGCGAAGAAGAACGACUUAAUAUUGAGGUCUUCAGGCACUGUUAACAUCAAUGGUUCGAACAAUUUUGCAUCACUUUUCUCCAAAAGAGGAGAGAAAGGUGUGAACCAAGAUUGCUUCAUCGUGUGGGAGGAAUUUGGAUGCCAAGAAGACAUGAUGUUUUGUGGGAUUUUUGAUGGGCAUGGUCCAUGGGGCCAUUAUGUGGCAAAGAGGGUUAGGGAAUCGAUGCCAUCAUCUUUGCUCCGCAAUUGGCAGGAGAUGAUUGCUGAAGCUUCACUUGACCCUGAUUUUGACAUUGAAUCAAAUAAAAAGUUUAAUCGGUUUAACAUAUGGAAGCAUUCCUACUUAAAGACUUGCGCUGCUGUUGAUCAGAAGCUACAGCAGAACCGCAAAAUUGAUUCAUUCUAUAGUGGCACCACUGCUUUGACUAUUGUCAGACAGGGUGACCUUAUAGUUGUGGCAAAUGUGGGCGACUCUCGUGCUGUAUUGGCUACCACAUCAGAUGAUGGCAGCUUGGUACCAGUUCAGCUUACUGUUGAUUUCAAGCCCAAUCUACCUCAGGAGGCGGAGCGGAUAAUUCAGUGCAAAGGGCGAGUGUUCUGUUUAGAUGACGAGCCUGGGUUGCACAGGAUCUGGCUGCCAAAUGAAGAAUGCCCUGGACUGGCUAUGUCCAGAGCCUUUGGGGACUACUGCGUGAAAAAUUUCGGACUUAUUUCCAUUCCUGAAGUGACACAAAGACACAUAACUAGCAGAGAUCAGUUUGUUGUGCUGGCAACAGAUGGGGUAUGGGAUGUUAUCACCAACCAAGAAGCAGUGCAAAUUGUAUCAUCAACGCCGGACAGAGCAAAGUCCUCUAAACGUCUGGUUGAAUGCGCUGUCCGUGCAUGGAAGCGCAAGAGGCGGGGUAUUGCAGUGGAUGAUAUUUCUGCUGUCUGUCUCUUCUUUCACAGUUCUCCUUCAUCUCAGCAAAUUGUCCCUGUUACUGCACCAAAUCUAUUGUAACAAAAAUAAAAGAAAGGGCAAGGUAAUUGCUCUUUCAAAUUCUCUCUUUUUUAUAUAUAAUAGUCUUUUGCUUUA